CCGUUUAAAUCAAAGAGUACCGCGGCCAGGCAGGAUUGAUUAGGGUGCCUAUAUAUUUUCUGUGUGUGUGUGUGUGUGUGUGUUUUCUUUUCAGCAUAUGGGGCCUGAAGUGUUCAGCUCCUAAUCAGGCUUUGGGUAACGCUGGUGAAGGGCUGAAGUGAAUACGAGGACAAGAAAAAUCGGCUCACAAUGGCUUAUCAGAGGCCUGGGAAGACCUAUCUCAGUGCUGCUCAGAAGGCAGAGAUGGAGGCAGCAGAGGAGGCCACCAAGGAGGAAAAAAAACGGAAGACCCGCCGCCACCGCCGCCCUCCUCCAAGGUUCAGUGACUUGUUUAUAAAGAAGAAAAAGGAAGAGAAGUCACUCGAACAGUCCAAGGAGAAUGUUUACUUUUUAGCCUCUGGAACAAAGGUGGAGGAGACCUUCAACCAUUCACAGUCAAGCUGGACAGUGAGGAAGCCACUGGAGGUCAACAGCACUCUUGCCAACUCCACCAACUCCGUUCCGUCUUUCAGUGACACCUUUGAUAAGGUCUUUGGCAAGCCCAGCUAUGCCACUCAGCCACAGAUUCCCAAGCACCUGUGCUCCACCUCCACCUCUGAAGGGCACCUAGACAGCAAUGGAUUAUUGUUCAAGUCUCUGCUGUCCACGGUAUCGAACUUGACAGCAGACUCAUCAUCAGGCUGGAGCAGUAGAUUAAGAUAUUGUGAAAGUCGAGCAAGGUCAAAGAAUAAGAUUCAACCAGAGAAAGAGCAGAAUGAAUCUCUCAGCAAUGAGUCACAGAAACCAUCAAUACAACCAGUGUAUUCUCCUGACUUAUUUGCUACCCUUGACAAGAUUGUAGACACUGAGAAUGAGAUCAGUGUAAACACCCCUCCCCCACCCAAGAAGACCAAGAUUCUCAGACAGAGGACUCGUGGAAAGCAAGCACUCCACAGGCAAGAGACAUCAAAAAACAAUAUAGCAGAGACAUCAACAAAAGUACAUAUGACAAAGAACACACCAAGCAUAGAGCAAGUGGCAGAUGUGCAAGGGAGAGAGCCACCCAGCAGUCAGUCUCUAGUACCCAAGGUUCAGCCAUCCCCAUUGGUGAAGAGAUUUUUGAACUCCUUGGGCAUCGCUUGUACUCCUCUAGUCAAGAGUAGUCCAGUAGGUCUCCUGCCCCCACCCUACAUGUCACAGCAGUCUGGCAGCCCUCCAGUCACAGGCAAGUCAAGUGGCAAGAGCAGUGUACACACCAGCACCCCAACAGAAUGGAGCAAAUGGAGUGGCCAAGGAUCUUCCUCGCUGGACAUCAGGGUGUCGCCUGUGCCCAGGGAAGAGGAUGUGGUAACAGACAACAGCUCAGUUUUCCAGAGCCCUUCACCACCAGUAGAGAUAAAUAGAGGGCAGUCCCAAGGGGAUCUUGGAGAUAGUCCAUCCCUGCCCAGCAAAUAUGAAAGCUGUGUAUCCUCAGGAAGGUUCAAGGAAGACAGCAGUCAGCAGUAUGUGACAGGGGAAACUUGUGAAUCAGAAAAAGAGGAAUUGUCAGACAAUGAUGUCAACUCAAUCAAGAUAACUCAGGGGAUGUUCAAGGGUGCAAGGAUACCUAAGAUCUCUUUUGGGUCUCCACUGCAGCAGGAGCCCACAGUACAUGGCACUGAAUCAGCCCCUGACCAGAUCCUGUUUGAUAGUGGCCCCUCAAUCAUCAUUAGAACCAAAACUGGAAAGGCAGCCAAGAGGUUGAAGAGUCCCCAGAGCUCCUCCACAACACAGAGUCCCAUUGUAGCGAGAAAUGGGAAGCCUCUUUCUCCUUGGCUAGCUAAGAGGUUUUCCCCAAAGAUCACCAGGAACCGGUCUAGGAUGUUACCAUGGCAGUCAGAUGAGUCACAUAAUACAGACCUCAGCCACUGUAGAAGCAUCAGUUCAUGUGCAUCGGAAGACCAAAAUUCGUGGGCUUCAAAAAAUAAUAAUAAAUGCAAGAAUCUCCAGAGAGGGAACGUUCUACAAAAAAAGUCAAUGAGGUCUGCAGCACAAGAAACUGAGAGUUGUUUAGACACUGAUGAAUCAACUGUGGACUUCCUUCCUCCUCUUGAAAGAUCCCAAAUCUUGGAGAGGAGGAGGACACUUAGAUCAAGCUUUAGCUCCAGGGGUGGCAUUAGAAGCUCCCAGGGUCUGCCACCCAUAGCUAGGAAGUCAGUGAGAAUAUUGAAAAAGAGAAACUUAGUCCCUGCCAGGAGGUCCUCAAGGCUACUUGCUUAUAAUCACAACACCAGCAGAGCUUCAAGCCAGGCAGAAGCAUCCAUCACUCAUGUUUCUUCAGAUUGCUCCUCCAUCAUCAAUUUCAGACCCAGCAGGAGGAAAAACGACCACUUUAUCUUCCACUGCAAGAGUAGCACUAUUACUUCAGUGGACUCCUGGCCAGACAGCUCCUGUGCUGAGCCACCAUUGCCUGUCAGCAGUAACCAGCUCACAGGAGAGACAUGUGGAGACUUGAAGGACACAUUUAUUGGCCCAGAAAAUCUCCAUAGUGCUUCAGGAAAAGAGACCAUGGCCUCCAAGGACUGCCAGCCAGGGAAAGUGAAUGGUUGUGGCAAUGAAUAUGGUUUGCAGGAGGUUUUUGUGAAGCUGGUCAGACUGGAGGAUGAGAGGAGGAUCAGGAAGAGUGUUACUAACUUCAAUCCCCUGCCAGUUCUGCCAGCCAAGCCAGGCAAGGGGUGGAGGCGUUCCAUUGCCAUCCGAGCAAGAGCAAUGUCACUUGGGGCUGCAGAAGUUUCCAGUGCUGUGCCACCUCCAAGGAACCCCAGCAGAUCCCCAGGGGCUCACAGGAAGAUGUCUAUCUUGCACAUGGCCUCCUUCCCUCUUGAGCUGAACCACAGGCACCACCACAUGCCAUUCACAAACUCCCCUCAGCGGUCAGUGCUGCAGAUGAGUUUUUGCGUUGAAGAUGCCGAACUGUCAGCACCACUAGCACCACCUCCUGAUCCCCGGCAGCAGGUGUUACAGCUUUGUAGCCAGGAGCACCCCUUGCCACUCACACACUGCUUCACUGAGAGCCGCCUUGCCUGCUGCCGCAAGAUAGGAGAAGGGGUGUAUGGAGAGGUGUUUAUGACCCGACCUAAUCCCGCUAACCUGGAGGGCGCCACUGUGCUCAAGGUCAUGCCCAUUGAAGGGGACUUCCUAGUCAAUGGAGAGCCCCAGAAGAAGUUUGAGGAGAUUCUGUCAGAGAUGGUGAUAUCCUUGGAGCUGAGCGGCCUGAGAGCACCUGAGAGGCAGAGGAGCAUCACAGAGAACUUUGUCCAUGUGCAGGGCAGCUGGUGUGUGGAGGGACGCUACCCACAAGACCUCCUCCACCUCUGGGAUCUGUACAAUGAGGAGAAAAACUCGGAUAAUGAUCGUCCAGACAUCUUCCCAGACACACAGCAAUAUGUGGUGCUGGAGUUUGGCCAUGGAGGACGGGAUCUGGAGGGUUAUGUCUUCAACAAUGCUAGGGACCUGAUGGCUGUCUUCCUACAGAUUGCCUACAGUCUAGCGGUGGCAGAGGAAGCACUGGAGUUUGAGCACCGGGACCUUCACUGGGGCAACGUUCUAGUGGCCCAGACUGCAGAAACCAAGAUAGACUUCAAGCUUGGGGGAAAAACAUACUCCUUGAACACCCAUAGACUGAAAGCUACAGUGAUUGACUUCACCCUCUCAAGAAUCAAGCUGCCACAUUGCAGCGUCUUCAACAACCUUGCAGAGGACCCGUCUCUCUUCACAUCUGAAGGAGACUAUCAGUUUGAAAUCUACAGGCUAAUGCAGCAAGCCAACAACAAUACCUGGGAGACAUUCACGCCAUACACUAAUGUGCUGUGGCUCCACUACCUGCUGGUGAAGAUGACCUCCCAGUGCUACAUCAAGAACAAGAAGACCAAGCUUCACCGCACCCAUCACAUGCUGCUCACAAAACUUAGGGAUGACAUGCUUAACUACGAAAGUGCUACGCAUUUUGUCCUCUCUCGGGAAUUGGAGUGACCAACAGCUUUUUAUUUUUUUUAUUUCAUCCUUUGAGCUUUGUUUACCAUGAUUGAGAAAUUUCACUUUUAUAUCUAACUCUGCACACUGAGAAAUUUUCUCAUUCUCGUCUCUAAGACGGUGGAAUUUCCUUUUUUUUGCUUUUAAUUAAUUAUUUUAUUUAUUUUAUUUUUUUAUCCAUUGUAAGAAUGCAGAUAUAGACAAAGGAAUUAUCAGUCCCCUCCCUCCAUCCCUUUUGUUACUGAAUGUGGUACAUUUGGAAUACAUUAGCCCAGCUGCUGUGUGGCCAGGCCAUGACUCCCCCACUGCAGGGAGAAAUUUAUGUGUACAAAUUUAAAUAAUGUGUCAUUUGUUAAAAUUUUAUCUUUGUUUUUACCAGAUGAGGAAUUUUUUAAUAAAUCUUAAGUAAUGUAUCAUUUAAGUUUAAAUUUUCUCUCAUUCUCUCAUUGUUUUUACCAGAUGAGGAAUUUUUUUAAAUAAAUUAUCAAACUAU
Molecule: messenger RNA, 4483 nt
Organism: Scylla paramamosain (green mud crab)
Lineage: Eukaryota; Metazoa; Arthropoda; Malacostraca; Decapoda; Portunidae
Gene: Haspin
Exons: 13
Coding region: 190-3990 (1266 amino acids)
Biological process (GO): intracellular signal transduction; mitotic cell cycle; protein phosphorylation
Cellular component (GO): nucleus; cytoplasm
Molecular function (GO): ATP binding; histone H3T3 kinase activity
Source: RefSeq, a predicted model, not a curated record